AUGGCUCGCUUUGGUCUCAUCACGCGCUUCCGACUACUCGGUCCCGUCUCCAUCCUCGCACUCUUCGCGGGCGGUGUCAUCUUGAUCCUCGUUGGCGUUAACACCAGUCUGGCCCCGACCUGGAGAAAAGAUGGCCAAGGGAACGCGCAAAGCGGAACUGCGCUAUACGACAACCAAGCUCGCUUCCGCUUCGGAUCUUCGCUGAACAUCCAAACCUGGGUGGCCAUUAUCGGUGUUGGCUUUGGUAUGCUUGCCUAUGGCUUCAACGAGGCCUACAAUCAUCUCUUCGAUGCCUGGUGCAGUUGGGCGGCACGGAAGGAGACUGGACUUGACUACGGUCGCUACCUGAACUCUCAAAGUCGAGCUCCGGUACAGUGCGGCAUUAGAGGAUUUCCUGCCUUCACCAUCUUGAAAUUGAUCUUCGCGAUCUCGAGUAUUGCUGCCUCUCUUGGAUACAAGUUCGCCGUACUGGAGCUUCCUAUUCUGUCAUACGAGAAUCUCGACCGGACUCGAGUCCAGCUCACUGUUCCUCCUCUCGAAGGACUUAACAACGGAAUAUCUAGCCCGUGGUUUGGCGAUGUCCCACAAGGCAAUUCGAACCGAGCAUUUACCCAUCAAGAAGACUGGGACCCAAACUUGCCGCCGAUCAGUAUUAUCAUGGCCGGGUGGGCAAACUGUUCUGGCCUCUUCCGCCCUCGCGAAAACGGAUAUGUCAUCUCACGAGAGACUGUCAUGGUUGCCAACAUGACGGAGGAGCAAGGGGACUUUGUCAUGACUUCCAACAGCACUGGCUGGAUGCGGACUGAGACUUCCAACAACCACUGGCUCAAUUCGACAGGGCACGCCGUGGUGGACUACCGUGUCCUCGAACCGGGCCGGGUGCAGAUACAAUGGACGCAGGCUGGAAGUUGGUUGAAUGACCCAGCACAGAGUACACUUGCGGCACACCGUCUGACGUACAGCUUACACUAUGCUGUCGGGCUAGUUGGCAGAGGUGUUGAAGACGAAGAAUGCUCUGCCAUGUUCGAUUUGGGUAUCCUCAACGGCAGCGACGGCCUGGUGAUCGUAUCCCAAGACAACAACACGGUUAUAACCAAGGACGAGGAUGCCUCCCUUCCAUACUACCAGAACUGGGUUGAUGCGAUAAUCAACGACCCGGACACACUACCUCUCCAGGGCGUCAGUGCCUUCGUGCGGGUGGUGAUGGCAGGCUGGGCUUCGGUAACGCCAGAGAAGAACAGUGUGGCCAAUCUCCGACACCUACAGUCGGACAAUAGGCCAUUUGGUCCCGAACGGUUUGACUCCGAGCUUGUGUUGACGAUACUCGGGGCCCAUGCAGACGACUUUGAGACGAGGCAGUUUCCCUUCUUCUUCGGACGACGAUAUUCUGGGGCCACGGGUUGCUACAAGGUCGCGGCUAGAAUCUUUAUGGCCCUCGGCAUCUUGGCGAUCCUAGUUGGACUGAUCCGGAUAUGGAUGGGUCCACCAGCCCUGACGUCUUGGAUGGGACAACACAUCUACCUGUCCCAGAGCGGUGCGAUAGCCUUGCGUGGGAAGGCAGAGGAACUGGCUACGGGGUACGAGGCUGCUAGUCGGGAGACGGGACUGUUACGGCUGCCGCCAAAGGGCCAUUUGUUCGUGGCCUCGAAUGAUGGCAUGCGUUGAUAGAUGCAUUGGAAAUCGAAUACGAGAAUUGGGUGUGGAUUAGUAUGGGUGAUGGCCACGGCCGAGAUUUGAGAGAAGGGCAAUCUCACCCGCGGCCGAGAUGUGAGCCGCCCGUAUCAAUCAACCCGCCUCAACCAAUUGGUGACAUCCGCGAUAAUUGUUCCCAGAAUGGCCAGGCGUUGCUAUAAUUUUAAUGAAUGUAAACUUCUUUGCUGUAUCA
This is a messenger RNA of Ilyonectria robusta, 1885 nucleotides long. RefSeq lists its product as uncharacterized. The record is from RefSeq and is a predicted model, not a curated record. The coding region runs from base 1 to 1665 and encodes 554 amino acids. The transcript is spliced from 2 exons. NCBI's taxonomy places the organism in Eukaryota, Fungi, Ascomycota, Sordariomycetes, Hypocreales, Nectriaceae.